This is a messenger RNA of Peronospora belbahrii, 735 nucleotides long. The record is from the annotation of a GenBank genome assembly. NCBI's taxonomy places the organism in Eukaryota, Oomycota, Peronosporomycetes, Peronosporales, Peronosporaceae.
AUGUUUCAAACAAAUACUGAAUAUGAUCGUGGUGUCAACACGUUCUCGCCCGAGGGGCGUCUAUUUCAAGUAGAAUACGCCAUUGAAGCUAUUAAGAUGGGUACUACAGCUAUUGGUAUCCGCACAAAAGAGGGUAUUGUGCUUGCCGUGGAGAAGCGAUUGACGUCGCCCUUGCUGGAGCCUGGCAGCAUUGAAAAGAUCAUGGAAGUGGAUCGUCACGUCGGUGCCGCUAUGAGCGGCAUAACUGCUGACGCACAGACGCUGAUUGACCACGCGCGAGUAGAAGCCACCAAUCAUUGGUUCUCUUACAAUGAGCCUGUACGUGUGCAGGCCUUGACACAAUCUAUCUGCGACUUGGCAUUGAGCUUUGGUGAGGGCUCGGACGAGAAUAACCACAAGCAAAAGAUGAGUCGUCCAUUUGGCGUAGCACUGCUUCUCGCUGGCGUGGAUGAAACUGGUCCGCAGCUCUUUUACUCAGAGCCUUCGGGCACGUACUGGCCUGUGAAGGCUCACGCUAUUGGCUCUGGAUCGGAAGGUGCUCUUAACAAUAUUAAAGAUGGCUACACGGAGGACCUGACGUUGCAGGAGGCCGAGACCCUCGCUAUUGGUGCUCUAAAGCAGCACAUGGAGGAGAAGCUUACUAGUAUUAACGUGGAACUGGCUAUUGUCACGCGUGAAAAAGGUUUCCACGUCUGCAGUGCUGAAGAACUGGAGGUCGUGAUCGGCCGCCUGUAA